AUGAAAGUGAUAAGUGCAUUCAAACUAGCCGUUAUCGAUAACUGGUGUCGUAACGAUAAUUCAUGCAGUGAGCAACCGAGAGCAAUUCGUAAACAAUUAUUCUAAGAAACAAAAAACAAUUGUCUGCCAAAUUAACAUAACUACAAUGAGCUAAUGACUUUAACCCAGACUCAACUGUGAAUAUAAGCAGCAAACAUCAUUGAGCCGGACAUUCUCAAGUUUUAAACUUGCACAGACAAAAGUGAAAGUUUUGAAAAUAUGCGCAAGAUUUUGUUAAUAAGUGGCAAACGAAAAUGUGGCAAAGAUUUCAUAUCCGAAAGAUUACUUAAUAGGUUGGCGAAUCGGGCGAUAAUUGUGCGCAUUUCCGAACCCAUUAAAAGGGAAUGGGCAGAAAAACUAAAACUAGAUAUCAAUGCUAUGCUCAGCGAUGGACCAUAUAAGGAACAGUAUAGAAGAGAUAUGAUUCUAUGGAGUGAUGAGGUCCGCAGCAAGGAUUACGGCUUCUUUUGCCGCGCAGCAAUGAAGAAGGCACCACUAGAGUCGAUUGACUAUGUGAUUGUCAGCGAUAUACGGCGUAAAAACGACAUUCGCUGGUUUUACGAGACCUACGGCCAUCAAAUGAUUCACACAAUCCGAUUAACCUCGCAGGUGGCGACACGCGAAGCGCGGGGCUGGCAAUUUACAGCUGGUGUCGACGAUGUGCCUUCCGAGUGUGAUUUAGACGACAGCAUCUUCGAUCUGGAACUGGAGAACGAUUCGGAGGACAAAAGCGGAGAGAAACUUAUUGAGCGACUGAUGACAAACUUGCAGCUUAACUGAAAGUACUAGAAUCUUGAACCAAUUAG
Drosophila nasuta is the source of this 845-nucleotide messenger RNA. RefSeq names its product Phosphomevalonate kinase (gene Pmvk). The coding region runs from base 259 to 819 and encodes 186 amino acids. Gene Ontology annotation, biological process: isopentenyl diphosphate biosynthetic process, mevalonate pathway; cholesterol biosynthetic process. Gene Ontology annotation, molecular function: phosphomevalonate kinase activity. Gene Ontology annotation, cellular component: cytoplasm. The record is from RefSeq and is a predicted model, not a curated record. Lineage: Eukaryota; Metazoa; Arthropoda; Insecta; Diptera; Drosophilidae. The transcript is spliced from 2 exons.